CACACACACACAGCCGCAGUCAGACAGACGGUCUGUGCGCAGCGACGGCAGCAGCAGCAGCAGCAGGAAAACAAACUCUCCUCCCGCAGCUUUUACACACCAACAACUGUCGUGGAAGUGAAGUGGACGCGAUGUUAAACACGAGAGGCUCCCGUUUGGUGUGAGAAAGGCAGCGAACAACGAGGAAGAAGAGAAGAAACAAGCUGCUGAAAGUGGAGGAACUGUGACAGCAGCUGGAGAAAUUAACCGAAGGAAUUGAGGAGCACACGUGGAAAAGCUUGAACCACAUCGGAAAAGUGGAUCUCAUCCUGUCCACUUGAACUAAUCGCCAGCUGUUCACUCCUGCCUACUUCAGAAAUGAGUGCCAAGUCGGCCAUCAACAAGGAGGUCUUCAUCCCCCACGAUGAGAAGAUGCUCGCUGCGGUGCAGGUGAAGAGGAGGACCAAGAAGAAGAUCCCCUUCCUGGCGACUGGAGGUCAGGGAGACUACAUGACUUUCAUCUGCAUCUCAGUGACGAAUAAGAAGCCCUCCCACGUCUCUCUCACCAAGGUGAAGCAGUUCCAAGGAUCUUCUGCCUUCGUAAAGAGAUCACAGUGGACGAUCGACCAGCUACGGCAGGUCAACGGCAUCGACCUCAACAAAGACAGUCCAGAGUUCGACCUGACGUUUGAGAACGCCUUCGACCAGUGGGUGGCUGGUUCAGCAGGAGAGAAGUGCACCUUCAUCCAGAUCCUCCACCACACCUGCCAGCGCUACAGCUCAGCACGCAAACCAGAGUUUGUUAACUGUCAGUCCAAACUGCUCGGCGGUAACAGCAUACUCCACUCAGCAGCAGACAGCGUGACGAGCGCCGUCCAGAAGGCGAGCCAGGCUCUGAACGAGCGCGGCGAGCGGUUAGGACGGGCCGAGGACAAGACGGCAGACAUGAUGAACAGUGCUGAACAGUUCGCUGUUACCGCACAGAAGCUCGCCAUGAAGCACAAGUGUUAGAGCGCUGCUGCCACAACCAGCUGGUAUGGGAGGGGGUCACCAGUCACCAGUCGCUGUACAGGAGAAGGAUUUCAGAUUUUAUUCUUUUUAAAAGAUUUAAUAUGAUUACAAUUUGUUAACAAUGUUAACAUUUUAACGUGUUGGGUUGUUGUAUAAUUCUGGUGCGUCUUCUGAUCAGAGAGGUAACUAACAGACUGUCGGCAGAAUGUUUCAUGUUUCUGUUUGCCAAAAAAUAAGUCACAAGCCACGACUGUAUUAAAUAACCACGGCCGUUUAAAAACACUUCCUCUGUUCGUCUGCUCCGACUCUAAUGAGAGAGUCAUUAUCAGCAAUCAGCCGAGGAAGACGAGGAACAGCUCGUCUCGCCGGUUAUUAACUGUUGACUAUUAUUUAUGAGCUCUGCUGUGAUUAUAAAGUCUGAUUUAAGUCGAGUGAAGAACCCUCUGAGGGGUUUCACAGGUGUGUUUCUGGCACUAAACCACCUUUAUUCAUAACACAAA
This is a messenger RNA of Centropristis striata (black sea bass), 1490 nucleotides long. RefSeq names its product syntaxin binding protein 6 (amisyn) (gene stxbp6). The record is from RefSeq and is a predicted model, not a curated record. Gene Ontology annotation, molecular function: phosphatidylinositol-4,5-bisphosphate binding. Gene Ontology annotation, biological process: Golgi to plasma membrane transport; exocytosis. NCBI's taxonomy places the organism in Eukaryota, Metazoa, Chordata, Actinopteri, Perciformes, Serranidae. Gene Ontology annotation, cellular component: plasma membrane; exocyst. Bases 358 to 990 code for a protein of 210 amino acids. The transcript has 6 exons.